Molecule: messenger RNA, 438 nt
Organism: Pseudovirgaria hyperparasitica
Lineage: Eukaryota; Fungi; Ascomycota; Dothideomycetes; Acrospermales; Acrospermaceae
Exons: 2
Coding region: 1-438 (145 amino acids)
Source: RefSeq, a predicted model, not a curated record
AUGGCAGGAACGUGGGCACCGCACCGGCUACAGAAGACCCGGAACGAUCUCCGGAUAUGUGACUUUGUACAUAAGAAAACACGAUCCGGAACUCGGCAUGCCGCCGAGUUCAAUGCCCCUACAUACGUUUUCGAACCAAGCUUGGUGGUUGGUCAACUCCUGCACGCACCACGCCACAAAUUACCAAAUUAUCUCGGUCUUGGUGGUCUUGCCGUUGGGUACGGCGCGGGCCUGGCGAUGACCCACAAGGCCGGGAUGCCUAGUGUAUCAUACCUAUGGGAUCACCUUUCGGACACGUAUUUUCGUGAAACGGGCAUCAGGAUGGCCAUAGCUUGCUCUCCAAUCUACAUCGAAUUUUCAGAUGUCAUGCCGCCCAUGACCUUCCCAAUCAGUAUUGUUAUUUUAUGGGUUCACCUUUCCAUUGCGAUCCUUUGCUAA